This is a messenger RNA of Eleginops maclovinus (Patagonian blennie), 2252 nucleotides long. It is a transcript of the gene chp2, whose product is annotated as calcineurin-like EF-hand protein 2. The record is from RefSeq and is a predicted model, not a curated record. The coding region runs from base 87 to 662 and encodes 191 amino acids. Gene Ontology annotation, biological process: positive regulation of sodium:proton antiporter activity. Gene Ontology annotation, cellular component: plasma membrane. Gene Ontology annotation, molecular function: calcium ion binding. The transcript has 7 exons. NCBI's taxonomy places the organism in Eukaryota, Metazoa, Chordata, Actinopteri, Perciformes, Eleginopidae.
AGACAGACAGAUACCGUCAGUCUGAUCGUACUGCAGCCAGACGCCCCCAGGAAACUUUCAACACUGAAGUUAAUUUCUGCAGCAGGAUGGGCUCCAGCAGCUCCCGCAUGGACCACAUCCCAAACGCAGAGCAGCUCAUGCAGGAAACCGGCUUUUCCGCUGCUCACAUCCUUCGUCUUUACGCGAGGUUUGAGUUUCUGGACAAAGACGAGCGAGGAGAGCUCAGGCCUGAGGAUUUCGGAGCUCUUCGAGGGUUGGCUAUGAAUCCCAUCGGAGACAGAAUCAUCGGCGCCUUCUUCUCUCGGGGAAAGGAAACGGUGGAUUUUCCCUCCUUCGUUCGUGUUCUUGCUAAUUUCCGUCCGACAGAAACAAACACAAUCAGAGACGGAGGCCAGUCCUUCAGCAGGACCAGGAAACUCAAAUUUGCUUUCAAGUUGUAUGACCAAGACAGAGACGGGAAGAUUUCCAGAGAAGAGCUUCUUCAGGUUCUGAGAUCGAUGCUGGAGCAGCAGGUGACGGAGGAGCAGCUGCAGAGCAUCGCUGAGCGAGCCAUCCAGGAGGCCGACCUGGACCAAGACGACGCUAUCUCCUUCGAGGAGUUCAAAAAGUCACUGGAGAGAGUCAACAUCGAUGAAAAGAUGAGCAGUCACUUCUUGAGAUGAAGACAUGACAUGCUGCUGAAAUUAGGAUCAAGCCCUUGUUGUCCCUCUCAAACCUCACAGGGGAAGAUGCAGAUAACUCUCAUGUACAGAAACGCAAUUUGUAAACCAUUCUAUCUGUGGGUUUACCAAAAGAUACAACUCUGACCUUAUGUUGGUACCAGAAAAGAAGUAAGGGUGAGAAGGAUCCAUCCUCUAGGGACGGCGAAUGCCUGAACACCAUUUCAUGACAAUCCUUCCAUUAGUAGCUGAGAUAUUUCAGGUAUUAGCAACACUUUGGUCUCUAUGCCAGAAAAUGGUUCAUACAAUUCAUAAAUCAAUCAAUAAGACAACUCAAUAAGUGAACCGUAGAAAAGAAAAUACCAACCUCUUAAACUGUUGGCAGUUAUCAGCCAGAAUAGCCUGCUGUUUUACGUGAUUUAAAAGCAACACAGAAUUUUAGUUAGAGAAUAGAAUAGAAGGCCUUGAUAGCAAUUAUACAAAAACAUAGGCUGAGAUUUUGUAGUGCAACCUGUCACAGUGCAAAUAAUAACAACACAGACAAUCAUAAGGGGGGACAAAUAAAUCAGGUGUCCACCUACACUGAAUCUAAGAGAUUUAACAUAAAGAAUAGUGAAAGAAAUAAUGCGUUUAUGACUAUCUUAUAUAUAUAUAUAUAUUGACCUCUGUUUUAUUCUGCCAGUAAACCCAUCUUUUAAAAGUGAAAUCAUACCAGUUAUCUGUGUUAACUGUUAGGGUACACUGCUGUCAUCCUGUUAGCCCGUCCACGCGGUUCUGCUGAGUUGAAGCUUGACGCACCUUCCCAUUGACUUUGAACUGGGUGACGUCAGGCUUUGCCGAACUGCAUUGUGGUUCCGUUGCUUCGCUUCCGCUCGGCUGCUCGCGGUGAAAGUUGAGAAAAGUUCAACUUUUGAAGCGUCGCCGGAAGCGCCAGCCAAUCAAAUCCCGUGUAUGUGUCUCCAGGGGCGGGAGAUUAAUGUGAUUGGUUGUUGGUCGCGUUAACCCCACGCGCCAGACACGCCCACCGGCAAGCGUCAACGGAACCGUGUGUAGCUGCGUUACAUGUAAUCCGUUACUCCAGAAGCCUGAUCAUCACUACAGUCUUUUGUGUGUUCCUUGUAUAUACCACCAGGGGGAGCCAUUGCUAACAGAAAAUGUCCUCUUUUUCUGAAAUGGACCAGAAACUUUCAGCUGUGAACACAAACCCUGAUCUACAUUUACCGUGUGAACCGAAAAGUAUUUGUAAUUCCUUUGGAGCCACAUCUGCCACAUCCUGCUGUCUGAUGUUUGUAGAUCAACAUGUUCAUACUCUGAGUUGAGAAGUGUUCAUCCCACGCAAUCAUGUGCUCCCCCCCACACUCGUUCUGCGAUGAUGAGGAACAUAUGAUUAGGAUUUGGAGGCACAUGGAACAAUUCAAAUCGCCUCAUUAUUAUUUUUCUCCACUUGGAUUUUCAGUGUGCAUAUUAAUCAUAUUAGUGCAACACAAAGGAACACAUACUUUAUGUUUUACAGUGAAAUAUCUUAUAGUACUUCAGUACGGUACUUUCUACCCUUACUGUUGGACAUCUUAUUAAAGAGACCCUGUUAUGCUG